Maylandia zebra (zebra mbuna) is the source of this 3817-nucleotide messenger RNA. RefSeq names its product nephronectin a (gene npnta). Gene Ontology annotation, molecular function: calcium ion binding. Gene Ontology annotation, cellular component: membrane. The record is from RefSeq and is a predicted model, not a curated record. NCBI's taxonomy places the organism in Eukaryota, Metazoa, Chordata, Actinopteri, Cichliformes, Cichlidae.
UUGAGACUGCAGCGAGCGAAGGUCAGACUGCAGUGGGUGCUGUUGGUUGAGAGCCCGCUGCCUGAACUUGUGAGGGGAGGAAAGAAGAGAGAGGGGGGUGGGUGGGUAAGGGGCGGCUGUGCGCGCUCUUCCCGGCAGAGUGCGUCCCGCUCCACACGCGCGCGCGCGCGCACACUCAUCGGAGUCACUCUGCUUCCAGGCAUCGGGCUGCCUUCUCUCCUCCUGAAUAUCUCAGAUGAACAGUCUGAAGGACGCCGUCAGACCUCUCCUGCCCGCGCACCUCCAGGAGGAAACAAACUGUGUGUUUGUUGUUGUUGUGUCGCUGUUUACUCCACAGUUUCCUACCCGGUGAUUCUGGAUUUACGGAGAAUUGGAAACAGCGUGGGCGCGUAACUCCCGAAAUCAUGGAAUUAUGGAUAAAGUUGAUGUUGCUGUGCAGCUGCAGCUUUGGAGCAAGUGCAGACUUCGAUGGCAGGUGGCCACGGCAGAUGGCAUCAUCCAAUGGCCUGUGUCGAUAUGGGGCCCGUGUGGACUGCUGCUGGGGAUGGACUCGUCGCUCCUGGGGUCACUGCCAGCCUCUCUUCGCCUUAACUCACAGGGUAGUCGGGAUAAGGUGCCUGCCCCAAGCUGUGUGCCAGCCUGGCUGUAAGCAUGGAGACUGCGUGGGACCCAAUAAGUGCAAGUGCCAUCCUGGUUUCACUGGGAAAACCUGCAAUCAAGAAGAGGCGCUGGACUAUUUAACCCCACCAGUGUGGGCCAGUCACCUUCCUAUCUUUCUUCCCGUGGACCAUCAGCCGGCGAGAGUUGUGAUGGAGGACCUGAAUGAGUGCGGGCUAAAGCCAAGGCCCUGCAAACACAGGUGCAUGAACACGUAUGGGAGCUACAAGUGUUACUGCCUGAAUGGCUACAUGCUGAUGCCUGACGGGACCUGUGGAAACGCUCGCACUUGUGGUAUGGCCAACUGCCAGUAUGGCUGCGAGGUGCUGAAAGGAGAGGUCCGAUGUCAGUGUCCGUCGCCGGGGCUACAGCUGGCUCCGGAUGGGAGAACCUGUGUGGAUGUGGAUGAGUGUGCAGCAGGGAUAGCAGUGUGUCCCAGGUUCAGGAAAUGUAUCAACACCUUUGGUAGCUACAUCUGCAAAUGCCACGAAGGCUUCGACCUGCAAUACAUCAACGGAAAAUACCAGUGCAUAGAUGUGGAUGAGUGCUCUUUAGGUCAAAGCCACUGCAGCAGCUUUGCCACCUGCUACAACACGCCGGGCUCGUACAAGUGCAAAUGCAAAGACGGCUACAGGGGGAUGGGCCACGACUGUAAACCCAUCCCUAAAGUGGUUAUUGACCCCCCGAGACCAGGCAAAGUGCCUCCAAAUCAUCACAACCACAUCCCAGACUUGGAUCAGCAGAGGACCACCACCACUCGCCCACCAGUCACUCCAAAGAUCAUCUUCCCUAAAUUGCCGCCAACCGCUACAACUACAACCAAGGCACCCCGCCCGAGGGUGACCCCAUCGCAACACAAGCCGUUGGUCCCCACCCGAAAGCCCUUCAUACCCACCCGAAAGCCCUUCAUACCCACCCGAAAGCCACCGGUACCCACUCGCAAACCCUACAUUCCAAGGCCAGCAGUUCCCACCAGACCACCCUUGCCACUGCCACCGGUCACACCAGUGGACAAUACCAUCCAGAAGGAGGUCACCAAGCAGAGAGGGGAUGUUCACAUCCCCCGGAACCCCAGUGGCAACACAGUCCUCGACAUCGACUUUGACAUUGAGCUCGGCAACACGGCAGACGAAGCCAAGGAUGACCCAGAGUCGGGGUAUCUGAGCUGCUCCUUUGAUGAUGGUCUUUGUGGCUGGAUCAGGGACAAAGACGGGGACCUGCACUGGGAGACGACGCCUGAUCCAUCAGGUGGACGCUACCUAACGAUACCCGAAGCAGGAAACAAGAGGACUGGACGAGGAGCGCGGCUGGUCCUCCCCCUUAUCCCUCCCUGGAAUGACGGCAAUCUGUGCUUGUCAUUCCGGCACAAGCUGGCAGGUCACCAUGUGGGAAUGCUCCAAGUGUUUGUGAAGAAGGGAAAGCAGUACAGUCCAGCAGUCUGGGGUCGAACAGGUGGAAAUGGCUGGAGACACACCCAGAUCACAUUAUGGGGCACAGGCCUGGAAAGUGUGAUCCUGAAGGGGGAGCGCGGGCGAGGCAGGAGCGGAGAGAUGGCCGUGGACGACAUAACCUUGAGGAAAGGCUCCUGCACAGAGGAGCACAAUCUGAGGAGACUUUGACUGACAGAACAGGGCGAGGCAGAAAGAAAACAAGAGAGAAACUCAUCUCAAAGAGAACGGACUCUGUUGUGACCCCCCCUAUCCCCGCUCUCUCUCUCUCUGCCUGGGCACUCACAGAUCCCUCCCUAAACCCCUCAGCCGUCGUGUAAACAAAAUCCCCCCAAAUCAUGCGUCUGCAGAACAGUGGGUUUCUCUCACUCGGCUGUCCGUUAAUAAAAGGACCGAACCUGUUCUCGUGGGUGGAUCCCAGCAGCACAUCCCCAGUCCUCUCAGCUUCCAUCUCACUCCAUCACCUUAUUACUCUAAAGUGUGCAUGUACCUACUCACCAUGGAAAUGUCCUCCACCUAACAGCACUGGCAGCCUUCCAGCCGCACCGCUGACAGGCCCACGCUCACUUCAUUUCUUCCCGGAGAGAGGAUUGUUCCUUUAUUUAGGGAGCCCGCUUUUGCUUUGCUUUGAUCCUUUAACCACAAGCCAUUGCUUUUUUAGUUGCUUAAUGGUGAAAACAUGUGGCCAGGGGUGCAUUUUGUGACUGUUUUGAUCAGAAAAAAAGAAGAAGAAACAAGCGGUAGAUUUCUUUUGGUUGGAGAUUUAAAAAAUGUACAUAAAAUACAAAUUUUAUUUGUCAAAAUUGAAUUGGUUCUAAUGCAGAUUUCUUUCAAUCUGAUAUAGGCCCACAGCAUAACACCAAAAGUCAGUUUACCGCUAAUUUUGCUGGUCAAAUGUGAGUUGUUUUUCGUUUUAAUUACCGGCUACUGUUCUAUAGCACAGCUUUGUCUGAAAGGUCCUUUUUCUUGCCACAGCAUUUCAAAGACCUGCUUGGUCGCAGAAAGUUCAGAUAUUUAGCAUCUUUUCUAUCGUGUUAUUGCCUGUUGAGGUUGGUAAAACUCUGCGAUCAUGUUCUUCAGAUACUUGAAACGUGUAAAACAGAAUCAUUGUACGAUUUUCGAGUCAACCGAAAAGUUACUUUUUAUUAUACACUUUGUGCUUUGUUAUAUUAAGUGCAGUUAUAAAGAUGAUGACACCAACACCUUUUUAGGUUUUCACAAAUUGUAUUAUUGUAAAUGUAGUUGUGUGUACAUACUCUAAACAAUCCCAUUUGUUGUGUGAUUUAUAUGUUAUGUAAAUUCAUACGUAGAUAUUGAUUGGAUUUCAGCUGGUUGAUAUUUCAACUUUUAAGGAAAGAACGUGUACACAGAUCAAAACCUUGUGUAGUGCAAGGCUGUUUAAAGUGUCCAAAAAUGUGUCUUCAUAUGGUAUAAAGCUCUGUUUGUAACUUGCUAAGCACAUAGUUGCAUAUUGUAUGAUGUGAUAAUGAAGGGCAUUGUAAAGGUUUUCUGUGUGCAUGGUUGCAUUCACCAAAUUCAGAAUUAUCCAGACCAGUAUGUAAAUAAAAAAAACAUUUGAAUGGUGUGUUUACAAAAAAUCAACAAAAAAACAAAAUUGGCUUACUUCCAAAGACGGACAUGCUAGGUGAUUGGUGAUUCUAAAUUAGCUGUAGGUAUGGAUGUGUGAGACAAAUAAAGGUUUUACAGUGCAA